Molecule: messenger RNA, 951 nt
Organism: Microtus oregoni (creeping vole)
Lineage: Eukaryota; Metazoa; Chordata; Mammalia; Rodentia; Cricetidae
Product: early nodulin-75-like
Exons: 1
Coding region: 1-951 (316 amino acids)
Source: RefSeq, a predicted model, not a curated record
AUGCAUCCUCCUACACCAUCCACCCACCUGUCCACGCAUCCGCCUAUCCGUCCACCCACCUGUCCACGCAUCCGCCUAUCCGUCCACCCACCUAUCCAUGCAUCCUCCUACACCAUCCACCCACCUGUCCACGCAUCCGCCUAUCCGUCCACCCACCUGUCCACGCAUCCGCCUAUCCGUCCACCCACCUGUCCACGCAUCCGCCUAUCCGUCCACCCACCUAUCCAUGCAUCCUCCUACACCAUCCACCCACCUGUCCACGCAUCCGCCUAUCCGUCCACCCACCUGUCCACGCAUCCGCCUAUCCGUCCACCCACCUGUCCACGCAUCCGCCUAUCCGUCCACCCACCUGUCCACACAUCCUCCUACACCAUCCACCCACCUGUCCACGCAUCCUCCUACACCAUCCACCCACCUGUCCACGCAUCCUCCUACACCAUCCACCCACCUGUCCACGCAUCCUCCUACACCAUCCACCCACCUAUCCACGCAUCCUCCUACACCAUCCACCCACCUGUCCACACAUCCGCCUACACCAUCCACCCACCUGUCCACACAUCCUCCUACACCAUCCACCCACCUGUCCACGCAUCCUCCUACACCAUCCACCCACCUGUCCACACAUCCUCCUACACCAUCCACCCACCUGUCCACGCAUCCUCCUACACCAUCCACCCACCUGUCCACGCAUCCUCCUACACCAUCCACCCACCUGUCCACGCAUCCUCCUACACCAUCCACCCACCUGUCCACGCAUCCGCCUAUCCGUCCACCCACCUGUCCACGCAUCUGCCUAUCCGUCCACCCAUACCCACCCUAUUCAUCCAGCUAGCCACUUUCCAGUCUGUCUAUGCACUCACACACCUAUCCACCCAUGCAUGUGAUCCUUCAACACAGAGCACAGAGGUGGAGGGACUAGUUUUCAUGUUUGCUGUGACACUUCUUUUCUGA